Messenger RNA from Manis javanica (Malayan pangolin), 966 nucleotides. Its product is annotated as olfactory receptor 51G2-like. The record is from RefSeq and is a predicted model, not a curated record. Gene Ontology annotation, cellular component: plasma membrane. Gene Ontology annotation, biological process: G protein-coupled receptor signaling pathway. Lineage: Eukaryota; Metazoa; Chordata; Mammalia; Pholidota; Manidae. Gene Ontology annotation, molecular function: G protein-coupled receptor activity; olfactory receptor activity.
AUGUUUACCACAUUUGCUUUUAAUACCACCGUCUCUAAGCGACCCACCUUCUCCUUCAUUGGUAUUCCUGGUCUGGAGGCCGCAAAUAUAUGGAUCUCUAUCCCCUUCUGUCUCCUGUACUUUGUAGCCCUAGUGGGUAAUACUCUUCUGCUCAUCUUAGUUAGAGCAGAACGGAAUCUUCAUGAACCUCAGUUCUACUUCUUGGCCAUGCUCGCCCUUACUGACCUCGGGCUCUCACUGUCCACGAUGCCUAGUGUCUUGGCUAUCUUCUGGUUUGAUGUCCGCCACAUUGGCCUGGACGCCUGCCUAGCCCAAAUGUUCUUCAUCCACACCCUCUCCUCCGUAGAAUCGGGUGUCCUCGUGGCCAUGGCUUUUGACCGGUUGGUAGCUAUCUGUGCUCCCCUAAACUACACCAGGAUCCUGACCCACUGUACAGUUGGCUGCCUAACUGGAGCUGCCCUCAUACGAGGGGCCACCCUGCUGGCCCCUUUGCCUUUCUUCCUCAGGACCUUUCCUUUCUGUGGGGCCAAUAUUCUCUCCCACUCUUACUGCUACUACCCAGACAUGCUGAACCUGGCCUGCGGGGACAUCACGUUCAGCAGUGCCUAUGGACUGGCUUUCGUACUCGGCACAUUUGCAGUGGAUGUGGUCUUCAUCCUGGCUUCCUACAUGAAGAUUCUGGGCACAAUUAUGAAGCUGGGGACUCAGGACAGAAACUGGAGACCACUGCAUACUUGUGCCUGUCACCUGUCCACCGUGAUCAUAUUUUACCUGCCCCUCAUCAGCUUGGCUGUGCUGCAUCGUUACACCCAGGACACUUCCCCAGUUCUGUAUACCACCAUGAGUAAUGCCUACCUCCUCAUGACACCACUGCUCAACCCUCUCGUCUACAGUCUCAAAUCCCGGCAGAUCCAGGCAGCCCUACACAAGCGAUUUUGGGUGCAACGUGUCAUUGCUGGGGAAUGA